CAUACACUCACCGGCAUCCAUCCCACCGGGGAAGAGAAGGGUCUCUUGAGGCUGAGUCAGGGAGGGGCAGAGAUGGGGGUUCCCCUAACCAUGGAAACCCUAAGCGAGCGAGCGGUCUUCAUGAGAGAGUCUCUCCAGAAGAGCCAGACCAUCACUGACAACAUGGUCGCCAUUCUUGGCUCUUUUGAUCACCGCCUCUCUGCUCUUGAGACCGCGAUGCGUCCCACCCAGAUAAGAACACAUUCUAUUCGAAGAGCACAUGAGAAUAUUGAUAAGGCAUUGAAGGCUGCUGAGGUUAUUUUGGCACAAUUCGAUCUUUCUCGCCAGGCAGAGGCUAAAAUACUUAGAGGGCCACAUGAGGACCUUGAAAGUUAUCUAGAAGCAGUUGACCAACUGAGAAGUAAUGUUCGUUUCUUCAGCAACAACAAAACCUUUAAGAGUAGUGAUGGGGUGCUGAACCAUGCAAAUAAUUUGCUUGCAAAGGCCAUUCUUAAGCUGGAAGAGGAGUUUAAACAGCUUUUAACAUCUUACAGCAAACCUGUGGAACCUGAUCGUCUCUUUGAUUGCCUCCCCAACUCACUGCGGCCGUCGUCAGGAUCACCUGGGAACCAAGUUGAUUCUAGUGGCAAAAAUCCAUCCACACAUAAUCACCCAACCAAAAGCUUAGAAACUGCUAUUUAUAAGCCUCCAACUCUUAUUCCACCAAGGAUUCUGCCAUUGUUGCAUGAUCUAGCCCAACAAAUGGUUCAAGCUGGUCACCAACAGCAGCUACUCAAAAUUUCUAGGGAUACCCGUGCUUCUGUUUUGGAACAAAGCCUUCGUAAAUUGGGUGUGGAGAGACUUAGCAAAGAUGAUGUACAGAAGAUGCAAUGGGAGGUUUUGGAGGCUAAGAUUGGGAACUGGAUCCAUUUCAUGCGAAUCGCCGUGAAACUGCUAUUUGCAGGGGAACGUAAAGUCUGUGACCAAAUAUUUGAUGGCUUUGAUUCUCUCAGGGAUCAAUGUUUUGCUGAAGUUACAGGAAACAGUGUAGCGAUGCUACUAAGUUUUGGAGAGGCUAUUGCCAAAAGCAAAAGGUCACCAGAAAAGUUGUUUGUGCUUUUAGACAUGUAUGAGAUUAUGCGAGAGAUUCAGCCGGAGAUACAUAUACUUUUUGAUGGAAAAGCUUGCACUGAAAUGCGAGAAUCGGCAUUGGUUUUGACGAAGCGGCUGGCCCAGACAGCACAAGAGACCUUUGGCGAUUUUGAAGAGGCAGUUGAAAAAGAUGCUACAAAAACGGCUGUUUUGGAUGGAACUGUGCAUCCUUUGACGAGCUAUGUCAUUAACUAUGUGAAGUUUUUGUUUGACUAUCAAUCAACACUGAAACAACUUUUUGAAGAGUUUAAAAGUGGUGAUGAAGCAAAUUCUCAGCUGGCAUCUGUUACAAUGCGUAUAAUGCAGGCUCUUAUGACCAACCUGGAUGGAAAAUCUAAGCAAUAUAAAGAUCCUGCUUUGACACAACUAUUUCUUAUGAACAAUAUUCACUAUAUGGUCAGAUCCGUCCGAAGAUCAGAAGCAAAGGAUUUGUUAGGGGAUGAUUGGGUGCAACGACACCGAAGAAUUGUGCAGCAACACGCAAAUCAAUAUAAGAGAGUUGCUUGGGGAAAGAUUCUACAAGUUGUGUCUGUUCAAGGUGGUGGUAGUGGCUCAGGGGGAGGUGAUGGAGGAAGCGGGAGUGGGAUUUCAAGAGCAACGGUGAAAGACAGGUUCAAGACAUUCAACGUUAUGUUUGAGGAGCUUCAUCAAAAACAAUGCCAGUGGACAGUGCCUGAUAGUGAGCUGCGAGAAUCUCUAAGACUAGCAGUUGCCGAAGUCUUAUUGCCUGCAUACAGAUCUUUCGUUAAACGCUUUGGACCUCUGAUAGAGAAUGGGAAGAACCCUAUGAAGUAUAUAAGAUAUACACCAGAGGAUGUUGAUCGAAUGUUAAGUGAAUUUUUUGAGGGAAAGACAUGGAAUGAGCCAAAACGAUAGACUUCAUAAGUGAAACCUGCUUCCUAUGUGAUUGACAUUGUCUGUAUUUUCUUCAUUUGUGAUUCAUUCUGUAUUGGGGAAUGAUAAUCACAUGGGGAGCGCCCGGGCGGUAUAUCUUCUUUGCCCCACAUAAUGCUUGUAACUUCUCCUCUUGUUUUUUAAUUUUUCCUUCUCUCACCCUAAUUUCUUUCGGUUACAAUGUAUUGUCAACAUUUAGACUAUAGAUCAAAUGUGGAUCUGUUUCGUUGGUAUUGUGGCAAUUGUACUAUUAAUCCAGGACUCGUGACAAGUUUAAUUACAAAAGCGUUCUACCAGGUGACAAUCAGCAGG
Messenger RNA from Telopea speciosissima, 2337 nucleotides. Its product is annotated as exocyst complex component EXO70A1-like. Gene Ontology annotation, biological process: exocytosis. Bases 73 to 2007 code for a protein of 644 amino acids. NCBI's taxonomy places the organism in Eukaryota, Viridiplantae, Streptophyta, Magnoliopsida, Proteales, Proteaceae. Gene Ontology annotation, cellular component: exocyst. The transcript is spliced from 12 exons. Gene Ontology annotation, molecular function: phosphatidylinositol-4,5-bisphosphate binding. The record is from RefSeq and is a predicted model, not a curated record.